This is a messenger RNA of Cotesia glomerata, 2742 nucleotides long. RefSeq lists its product as uncharacterized. Gene Ontology annotation, molecular function: DNA binding. The record is from RefSeq and is a predicted model, not a curated record. The coding region runs from base 1 to 2742 and encodes 913 amino acids. Lineage: Eukaryota; Metazoa; Arthropoda; Insecta; Hymenoptera; Braconidae. Gene Ontology annotation, biological process: DNA recombination; DNA integration. The transcript has 3 exons.
AUGUUCGCGGGACGUUUAAAGUAUUUUUUAAAUGCUUGGAAAACAAUCACUGAGGAUAAAUUUGUCCUUCAGUGUGUUAAAGGGUAUAAAAUACCUUUCGAAUCACCCCCUAUACAAACUUGUCCACCACCUGAAAAGGUUUGGUCGGACCUAGAACUAGCAGGUGUCCAAUCAGAGGUCAAUAAACUGUUGAUAAAAGGUGCGAUUAGAGAAGUGGAAGAGGUUCAAGGACAAUUCUUGUCACCGUUCUUUUUGGUCCCCAAGCCUGAUGGUCAACAGAGGUUUAUUCUAAAUUUAAAGGGUCUGAAUAAAUUUAUCGAUACAGAACACUUUAAGCUUGAAGAUCUUAGAUCUGCUUGUAAUCUUUUAGAACGAGGUAUCUUUAUGGGAACGGUGGAUCUUAAAGAUGCAUAUUUUUUGAUCCCAGUAUGGAAGCCACAUUGUAAAUAUUUGAGAUUUAUUGCUCAAGGAAAAUAUUAUGAGUUUGUUUGUCUACCUUUUGGUUUAUGCACGUGUCCAUUGACAUUCACCAAGUUGAUGAAGCCAGUGAUAAACUAUCUUCGCUUGAAAGGGUUUCUGUCAGUUAUAUAUUUGGAUGAUUUUCUAUGUUUAGGUCACUCAGUUGUAGAGUGCAUUGAGAAUUUAACUCAGACGGUCAAAUUACUUGAGAAGUUAGGUUUUAUUGUAAAUUUUGAAAAGUCCAAAUUGGAGCCCGAGAGGAAAUGUAGAUAUUUAGGGUUUAUGUUAGAUUCUUCUAUGAUGAGAGUAGAACUUCCAGAGGACAAAAAAGUUGUAGUACAAAAACAGAUCAAGGAUCUGCAAAAGAAAAGUACAGUCAAAAUUCGUGAGUUUGCAAAAGUUAUCGGGUCAAUUGUAGCGUGUUGUCCGGCAGUUGAGUAUAGUCUGUUACACUGCAGAUCUUUCGAGAAAGCUAAAACUCGAGCCUUAGAAAAGAGUGGAGGUUCUUUUGACUCAGUUAUGGAUUGGUGGUUAAAAACUUUACCAAAUGCUAGCAGGAAGGUGAGAAAUAAUCAAUAUGAGAGAACGAUCUACUCGGAUGCAUCAUUGUCUGGAUGGGGUGCUUUUUGUGAUGGUGAAAGCGCCAAUGGUUUAUGGAGUCUGGAAGAGAGAAAACUUCACAUAAACCAUUUGGAACUGAAAGCGGCUUUAUUAGCAUUGAAAUGCUUUGCAGCGGAUCUGAAGGACACUGAUGUUUUGAUUAUGGUGGACAACACAACUACAUUGGCUUAUAUCAAUAGAAUGGGUGGUGUCCAUUAUGCCGGUCUUCAUAAGUUAGCGUGUGAGCUAUGGGAUUGGUGCGAAGAUAAAAAAUUAUGGGUUUAUGCAUCUUACAUCCCAUCGAAAGAAAAUGUAGAGGCGGAUCGGUCAUCAAGGAUCGAUAAUUCAGACGCAGAGUGGGAGUUAGCAGACUUUGCAUUUGAAAAAAUCGUUAAAAGAUUUGGAAUGUUGGAAAUUGAUUUGUUUGCUUCUCGAAUCAAUACCAAAUGCGCGAUUUAUUGUUCAUGGAAGAGAGAUCCAGAAGCCUACGCGUUUGAUGCCUUCACAGUUAGUUGGUCUGAUUGGAUAUUCUAUGCCUUUCCCCCUUUUUCUAUCAUAACUAAAGUAAUUAAGAAAAUUAAAGAUGAUAAAGCAGAAGUCAUUUUAGUUGUACCUCACUGGCCGACGCAAGUUUGGUUUCCAGCAUUUAAAAAAUUAUCAAUUGAAGACUGGGUCACGUCAUCAUCCCCUUGCCACAAAACUUACCCUGGUUGCCGCCAGGCUAUCAGCCAAGCACUGCUAGGCAAAGGUAUGCCCAAAGAAGCAGUGGAGAUUUUAUUAGCUUCACUGGCUGAUUCAACUUUAAAAAAUUAUAAUGGAACUUUGAAGCUUUGGUGGAAUUGGAAUGAUGAGAGUGAUGGCAAUCCAUAUGAGGUAUCUGGGGAAAAGAUUCUAAAAUUUUUAACAAAAAGAUUCAGUGAUGGAGUUGGUCACAGCACAAUAAAUUUGGCCAGAGCAGCGUUAUCUUUAAUAUCAAGCGAGGAUGUCUCAAAUAAUCCUUUAAUAAGUCGUUUUGUUAAGGGAGCGUCGAAAAUUAGACCUGGAGGGCCUAAAUAUGAAUCUACUUGGGAUGUGGACCCAGUUUUAGCCAAAUUAGAAUCAUGGGCUCCAGUAGAGGAAUUAUCCCCGAAGAAACUGACGGAGAAGUUGGUUGUGUUGUUGGCAUUAGGUACAGCACAUCGUUGUCAAACUCUGGCAUUGAUAAAGAUUUCUAAUAUUAUUACUUCUGAGUCUGAAGUUGAAAUUAGAAUUCCUGAAAGAAUUAAAACUUCACGACCAGGAGCUCCGCAGCCAGUGCUAAGCCUUCCGUUUUUUCAAAACAAGCCUGAGCUAUGCAUAGCUAGAACAUUAAAUCAAUACGUGACAGUAACUAAAGAUCUUCGGGGGAGUAACGAUUCUUUAUUUAUUUCACUCAAUAAGCCAUAUGGUUCAGUUAAGAGCGAGACAAUUGCUCGGUGGAUAAGGACAGCGUUAGAAUCACUAGGAGUUGAUAAAAGAUUCACGGCACAUUCUACUAGACAUGCAUCGACUUCUCGUGCACAUGAAAAAGGUGUCAGUAUUGACGAAAUAAAAAAGGUGGCUGGGUGGUCUAAAAACUCUAAAGUUUUUGCCGAUUUUUACCACCAGCCAAUAAAUAUUCGUGACAAAAAUUUCGCAGAAGCGGUAUUAACGCCCAGCACAUAG